UUGAUUAUUAAAGUAAUAGUAUGAAAUCAAUUUUAUAAUGUAUAGAAUUAUAAUAUAAUAAAAAAAUGAAUGUUAAAAAAGGUAAGGGUCCUAUAUACGACCCGGGCUUGUGUCGAUGUUGUGGUACCAUGAAGAAAUGCCGUGUCUUGAAUGUGGAAUAUGAGCAUAUGGGGGCAAAAGAAGUAUAUUCUGACAUUAUGAUGGAUUGCUUUGGCCUUUUGCUAUCGCAUUUAGAAGGCAAGGUGACAGACCGUUUAGUGUGUGCUACAUGUGUUCUGCGUUUACGUGAGGCUCACACCUUCAGGCAGCAAGUACUACGCUGUGAAGAGGCCUUCCAACAAGUCCGGAUGUCUGAUGACACUACAAAACAUAAUGAAGAUUCAAGUGUUGAUAUACAAAUUGUGAAACAGGAGAUACUGGAAUCCGGACCUUGUUCACCCAUAUCCCCUUGUGAUGCACUGGCCGAGGAUAAUCAAAUAAAAAAUUAUGAUUCAUCAUCUGAUGAUGAAAAACCACUUGUGAUAAGGAAGAGGAAGCAAUGUGAAGCAGCAAAUUGUGUAAAUAAACCAAAAAAUCAGCGGGAAAUUGAUAAUGCAAAGAAAUUUAAAUUGGAUACAAUGAAUAGCCCGCCAGUGAGUACGAUGUUGAGACAACGUCUACCGAUGUCUAAAGUACAGCAAUUAAUGCGCGAAAGAGACCCAAGUUAUAAGACAGAGACGAAUAUACUAACAAUUGUUGAAUAUUCAUAUGCAUGUCCGUUCAGAUGUAGACAUAAUAAUCUGCUAUGUUAUUACUGCGGAGAGAAUUUCCUAGAUCCAAAACAACUAAGACAACAUACAUCUGAAAUUCAUCAUCCGAAGAAAUUUAAAAUAUGCGAGCAUAGAAAUAUCAUGCUGAAAUUAGAUCUGACAAGAAUAGAUUGUAGAUUAUGCGCUGAAAAGAUAAAUACAUUGGAAGAUUUUAAAUUACAUAUAAGUAAUGUACAUAAGAAAAUUUAUUACUUUGAGAAGACGGAUGCAGUGUUGCCGUUCAUUUUAACAAAAGAUUUAUCAAAGUGUGCAUUGUGCGAGCAAACGUUUCCAUAUUUUCACGCUUUAAAUAAACAUAUGAAUGAACAUUAUAAUAAUUUCGUGUGUGAAACGUGUGGGUUAGGUUUUGUUGAUAAAGGCAGGUUGGCGAUGCACCAACAAAGACAUGAAAUUGGUAAUUUCCCUUGUGAUACAUGCGGCAAAGUUUUCAAAGCUGAACAUAAUAGAGAGUUACAUAUAGAUAGAGUACAUAAGAAACGGGCUAGAGUUUUUUGUCCUAAAUGUGAUGUUAGGUUGAUGUCACAUCAACAGAAAUUGAAACAUUUAGUUGAAGUGCACGGUGAAGAGCCGUUGAGUUUCCCGUGUAAUUUAUGUGAUAAAGUGUAUGAUGCUAGACGUUCACUUACAACACAUCGGAGGAAAGAUCAUUUGAGAGAUUUUAGAUAUGAAUGUAAUUUCUGCGGACACAAGUUCUUCACGCGAUUCGCCCUCAAUAAUCACAUGCCGACGCAUACUGGAGAGAGGAACUUCAAGUGUAAGGUUUGCGAAAAGACAUAUCCUCGUUUGAAGACUUUAAAGGAUCAUAUGCGUAUUCACAACAAUGACAGGAGAUAUCGCUGUCAUAUAUGUGGACAAGCUUUUAUACAGAACUGCAGCCUUAAAGGUCACAUGAAGAGUCAGCAUCCUGAAUAUGGAUAGACUGGAAAUUAUACUUUUACUUUUAACAAUGGUAGAGCGAGCUUUAACAUCUUCGCACGAAAAGUCCCGGCU
Messenger RNA from Papilio xuthus (Asian swallowtail), 1799 nucleotides. Its product is annotated as endothelial zinc finger protein induced by tumor necrosis factor alpha. Gene Ontology annotation, biological process: regulation of transcription by RNA polymerase II. NCBI's taxonomy places the organism in Eukaryota, Metazoa, Arthropoda, Insecta, Lepidoptera, Papilionidae. Gene Ontology annotation, molecular function: sequence-specific DNA binding; zinc ion binding; DNA-binding transcription factor activity, RNA polymerase II-specific. The transcript has 7 exons. The record is from RefSeq and is a predicted model, not a curated record. Bases 66 to 1727 code for a protein of 553 amino acids. Gene Ontology annotation, cellular component: nucleus.